Messenger RNA from Salpingoeca rosetta, 2796 nucleotides. RefSeq lists its product as uncharacterized. The coding region runs from base 1 to 2796 and encodes 931 amino acids. The transcript has 15 exons. The record is from RefSeq and is a predicted model, not a curated record. NCBI's taxonomy places the organism in Eukaryota, Choanoflagellata, Craspedida, Salpingoecidae.
AUGCUGCGGCAUGGCCAGGUGGCGGCCGCCUUGCCGCCCCUGCACGGCGGCACCUCCCACCAGUCCCACCAACCGCUGCCGUCGUCACAGCGUGAGCCUGCAUCGUCCUCCGUCCACCAUGCCUCCAGCAACCAACCGCCAAAGCCUCCCGCAUCCUUGCCAUCUGUAUCUGCUGGCAAGAGCAUUGGCUUCGACCCCGCAUUCCUGCCGCAACAGCAGGAGUGGCAGCAACGUGCGGACCAGUCCAUGCGUGCUUUGCUCGAGGAGACUGUGCGUCUCAGAGGGGACAUGCGGGCGAUGGCGCAGCAGCACGCGAGCGAGAAGCAGGAGAUGCAACACGAGCUGGAGCGCAUGCGUGAGGACGUGCGCCGGUGCCGAUCAACGGUGAUUGCGCUCGAGCAAGCAAGCGCAUCCAGCAGCGACCGCCACACCCUGCAGGACACACACACGCAGGCCGCGCUGCAGCACUCGAGGACGGUGGAGACGAAGGUGAGCUCGAUGCAGCAGGACACGAUGCUGCGGUACAACGACCUGUCUGCAAAGGUGGAGCGAUUGGCGCAGACGCUGCAGGCGGUGGCACAGGACCUCCAGUACACGAAGCAGAGCCAGGGCAAACACCACGAGGGCGUUGAGCAGUUGAUUGACGGCGUGCGGGCGUCACUGCAGUCGCAGCUGUCGGACGUGCAGUCGAGGCAGACAGCAGGGCUGCACCGGUUGGAGAAGGUGUCGGGGGAUGUGGACACGGUGGCCGAGUCACUGCAACGGCAUUUGCAGCAGUGGAGCGAUACAUCUGCACACGUACAGGGAGAGGUGCAGCAGCUGCAGACGCAGGUGACGCUGCAGAAGAACCAUGCACAGGACAUGGACCAGCGACUGGUGGAGAUGGAGUCGCGGUUGAAGAAUCAGAGAGAAGACAUUGUUGCCAGAUUCACAACACAGGACGAUGCGCUGCAGCAGGUGUCAGCGUCCACGAACGAAAGCAUCGACUCCAUCAUCGCAGCUGUGCAGGAGUUGAAGACGCAGCACUCCACAGAGUCAAAGCAGAUGGCUUCAAACAUCGGGCUCUCACGUGAAGGCAUGAUGAAGAAACUCGAGUCAACGCGACAGGAACUGGUGGAGAUGCUGCAAACACAGCGGCUGCAGUUGACACAACAGCUCAAUGCAGAGCGCCAACAGCGGUUGAGUUUUGAGCAGGACACGCGGGCCGGCAUUGCCAUCAAGCUCGCCUCUGUCGACGACGCCGUUCGCAAUCGCAUCUCAGAGCUCGAAGACAUGGUGCAGCGCGCCAAAUCGCAGGCGGCGGACGCGUUUAAGAAGUUUGAAACAUCGCUGUCCAUCGCCGAUGCCGACGUGAAGAACAAACUCGAUUCCGUGGAAAAGGUGUUGAAGGCGGAGAUUGUGGCGCGGACACAGGCCACAACAAAGCUCAAAUCAACAACGGACCAGCUCACCAAAGCCAUCAAGGACUCCAACAGUGCGCAGUCAGCCGUCACAGACGAGCUGUCGAAGAGUGUUCACGACCAAAUGAAGCAGCUGAAGCUUUCAAUCGAGACAUCAACGGCGGGCUCGCACUCAAGCUUACAACGACGGGUGGAUGAUGUGGAGGUGCAGCUGAAGAGUUUACAUGCACGUGAGGCAACACGUGUGGAGGCGAACCAGCGCACGGCCGCGUCCAUCGCCACCAUCGCCCCAAAGCUGACUGCGAUAGAGGAGGAUUUGCACGGCGUGCGCGAGCGAACGUCCGAUCAACUCGAUGCUCAGCUCAAAUACACAAAGGCGCAAAUCGAGAUCUUGCAGCGUGCCCUUGCACUCAAGCUUGACGUCACGGAGCAUGACAAACACGUCAAGGAGGUUGGGCAGAAGCUCGGGGCAACAGACCACGUGCUGGCACAGACGGAGGACCGCAUUGCGGAUAUGCAGCGGUCAAUUGACAGCCAGGAAGCGCUCGUGAGCGAAUCCCUCAACCACACGCAGUCCGUGCUGCAGGUUGAGCUGGAGAGCGUCUGGCGCGGGCUCAAGAACUUGCAGGAGGACACGCGCAACCUCGAGCGGCAACAGGGCGCGAUGAUGCUUGGCGUGUCGCAGAACCCGCAGGCCGCUGAGCGAGGGCAGUUGUCGCCGAAGCGCCAGCGAAACGAAGAUGAGAGAGCGGAGAGGAGCGACAGCGACAGCGACAACGACGAUGACGAUGACGACGAUGACGAUGAGGAAGAGGAGGAAGAGGAGGAAGACGACAACGGGCAAGGCGAUGUCAUCAUCAAAGUGCCUAGUCUUGAGCGAGACAAAACGCAGCUGUCACUUGGAGAGGAAGAGGAGGAGGAAGACGAAGAGGAGAGUGAAGAGGAGGAGGAAGAAGAGGAAGAAGAAGAAGAGGAGGAAGAGGAGGAAGAGGAGGAACAGGAGGACCAGGGGGAACAGGAGGACCAGGAGGACCAGGGGGAACAGGAGGAAGAGGAGGGGGAGGGUGCAGCGGAACACCAGCACGAGCACGAUGAAGGGAGCGACGCGGAGAGCGGGCAGGAGGAAGAGGAAGAUCGAGAAGAAGGACAAGAAGAAGAAGAAGAGGAGGAAGAAGAAGAAGAAGCUGGCACCACAGUAGAAGCGACAUCACCACGACCAGAGAAUGUGCAAGGGGGAAAGCGACCACGGCCUCCGAAAGUCGAUCCAUCAACGUCGAGCCAGUACUCGCGUCCCAACUUGAAGCCACCACAGGAAGCAAAGGCCAAACGUCAGAGCGCAAAAAAGCUUGCAAGCUCACCGCACAUGACCACCAUUCCCGAAAACGCAUCACCAUAA